Molecule: messenger RNA, 5013 nt
Organism: Medioppia subpectinata
Lineage: Eukaryota; Metazoa; Arthropoda; Arachnida; Sarcoptiformes; Oppiidae
Source: the annotation of a GenBank genome assembly
AUGUUUUUUUGUGAUUUUGUUUCUCCAGUUGUGAGACAACACAUUGAAAGCCCAAAACGUGUUAAGACUAUGUUUCGCAAAUUGUGUGCAGAAAUGGCAACAAAUGUUGAGACAAAUGAGCGACAAAUGGAUGAAUUGAGUGCUCUUAAGGCCAUAUUUGGAUCAGAUCUGAUUGAUUUGAGACAAUCGGUGGCCAAUGGCGGCGAUUUCGGUGAUAAAUGGUCACCGAUUGAGAUCCAGAUAACACUGAAACCAAUGGUAUCGAUGUCUCAAUUGAAUGUUGAGGUUUACGUGCAAACAGACCUUUACGUCAAAUGUGGCAAAAAGUAUCCCAACGUUAUCCCCGAAGACAUCAGCCUUAAGAACGUGAAGGGAUUGGCCACAAGUGUUUGCCAUCACAUUAGGGAUGAAUUAUACCAAUUGGCGAAGAGUUUAAGGGGAGAAGUGAUGAUCUUUGCGUUCGCAGAUCACGUCCGACAGAGUCUUCAUUUGCAUAAUAAGCCUCCGAUUCAGAGCUUUUACGACCAAAUGAUUUCACAUCAAACCAAACGUGAGAUUCAGAAGAAUGCGGAGAUUGAGAGACAAUUGGAGACAAACAGACAAAGAGAUGAAAUGAAGAGAAAACAAUUGGAAGAAGAGAUGAGACGAAAGCAAAAGGCUUUACUCGAAGAAUCGAGAUUCAGAAGAGAAUCGCAUGAAGAUAUCGGCGAAACACUUCUCGACAUGAGGUCUGAGAUGAGGUGUGAUGUGAACCACGAAUUGGUUUGCAUUACAUUUGAUGUAAACGGUUUCGAGCGAACCAUUCAAAGAGGCAAAUGUCUUCUUCAUAACCAUUUCAAGCAUUCCGUCGAAUAUUUAGCCACAGAUCUGUCUAACGGACAGACAUUUGUGAUCACCGAAUGGAUUCUUAGGCUUAACGAUGACAAUAGUGUUGACGAUAUUAUGGAUCGUAUAUCAAAAGUGGAAACAUUUUUCAAAACGAAAUUAAUGUCUUUGAAUGAUCGGAAUCUAAUUCAUUACCUAUCGAUGCAAUACUCUGUCAAAAGUGAUUAUAUUGUCGUCGAUUUACUUCAGGAACACAUUAACGCCAAUUCACUGUUCAGUUUGUCUAAUGUGAUGAGAGGACAUCCGUUUAAUACAUCUCUCAUCACAUUUUAUUCAAAACAAAUCUUAGAAAUUGUAAACUAUUUGCACAGAAAUAAUAGCCCUCACGGAGACCUCAGGCCCACCAAUGUGUUCGUUGACAGCAUUACCGGUGAUAUCAAAAUCAGUGAGAACGCCCGAUGGAGUGCCGAACGACUAUUAUAUCAUUCAUUUCUUUCAUCACAAAAAUCAGCGCAAAAUUAUUCAAAAUAUGACUCGGAAUCUGAUAUUCUUAAGGGACGAUCGGAACAAACAGAUGCCAACAAUUAUGAGACCAAUGUUGAGAACAAAGCGAUAUUGAAUUCGUUGGUCUCGUCGUCAAUGUAUUCACGACUCAACGAGUUUGAAGUGUUGGAUGAAUUAGGAAAAGGCGGUUUUGGUUACGUUUAUAAAGUGAAGAACAUUUUGGACGGAAGAUGUUAUGCAUUGAAGAAAAUCCAAAUCAAUCACUCAAAUCAUUCUCUCUAUGAGAAGAUCAAACGUGAAGUGAAUUUGCUUUCGAGACUCAAUCACGAGAAUGUUGUCCGAUAUUUCACGUCUUGGAUCGAGUCUGAAGACAAUCUGGACUUUGAUAGCAGUGAACAGAGUUCUACCACAAAGACAAGUGAAAACAUUACACAAAAGAGUUUAAAAGUAGACACAAAGUCAAUGCAAAAGAUAAAAGAAGAAAAAUCAAGCGAUUCUUCAUCUGAUUCUGACUCUUCUGACUCCUCCUCCAUAGAAGACGUCGACUUUGAAGCUGAAGAAGAUAUAUUCGGCACUUCUUUUUUAGUACAAAUACCGCCAAAAUUAUCUAAUAAUUCAUCUGACGAUCAGUACGUGAUAUUUGAAAGAAGUGGUUGUGAUUCCAAGUCAUCUCAUGAGAAGACAGAAACCAUUAAUAACAAGAAUAAUUCAGGUGAAGACAAGUGGUCUCGUAUUCCUCGACAAAACAUGUUUAUUCAGAUGGAAUUGUGUGAGAAAAACACUUUGAGAGAUGCCAUCGACGGCGGACUCCGUAACGAAGCGCACAGAAAGCGAAGACUUUUCAGAGAAAUAGUUGAAGGAUUGGUUCACAUUCACGAACAGGGAAUGAUUCACAGAGACCUUAAACCAGGAAAUAUAUUCCUCGACGUCAACGAUCACGUGAAGAUCGGAGACUUUGGUUUAGCUAAAGAUAUAUUUUUCAUCAAAGAUGAGAAGCCCGUGUCGUCGUCAGUAGUCAAUCAACUGAACGCCACACAAGAAUUGGAUCACUUCAGACUCACCGGCAAAAUAGGGACGCCUUUCUAUGUGGCGCCAGAACUGGCCGUCUCUUCUGAUGUCAACUCUACUAAAAUAUAUUACACACAGAAAGUGGACAUCUACUCCUUGGGUGUAAUCUUCUUCGAGAUGUCGUAUCCCUUCCAGACAUUAAUGGAGAGAACGAAAGUUGUGAUGAAUUUAAGGAAAAAAGAGAUUGAAUUACCGAUUGAUGCGAAUCAACACUUGACACAAAUAGAGAUCGAUAUAUUGAAAAGUUUGUUACAACACGACUACUCAUUGCGUCCGACUUCGUUAGAACUGUUGGCUUCCGAUUACUUACCGGCGCCUGAAAUGGAGGAGAAGGAGGAACAGAAUGUGAUCAGACGUGCCGUUCAGAACACGCGAACAAAACUACAUAAAUAUAUGUUAAAUAUGUUGUUUCAAAAGGAAACGUCCGAAAUCGAGGACUACGUGUUUGACGUAAAUGAUCAACACUUUGGACCAUCUUUUGGGACCAAAAAUGAUUUGUUUUCGCUGUCAACGAAACAGCGAGUCUUUCAAUACGUGUACAAUGUGUUGGAGUCAGUAAUGCAAAGCCAUUGCGCCGUCUAUUUAUCACUUCCCACUCUUCUGCCCAAACAUUCCACUCAAACAUAUCAAGUGAACGAUGUUUUCUACGUGAGCGACAAUACCGGAGCCAUUGUCUCCCUCUCGCACAACCUUCGGGUGCCUUUCGCUCGAUAUAUCGCUCGCAAUAAUAUCUUACACUUCAGACGCUAUUCCAUCGAAAAGGUUUACCGACAAAGACGUGUUAUGGGUUACCAUCCGAAGGAGUUAUGGGAAUGCGCUCUCGAUAUCAUCACACCGAAGGCCAGCACCGAUGUGUCAACGCAUAUAAUACCCGAUUCAGAGGUGUUGAGUGUGUUGUGUCAUGUGGUGAAUCAAUUCCCGGCUUUGAGUGCUUCCAAACUAGUACUUCGAGUCAAUCACAUAAACCUUAUUAAAGCGAUUCUCGAUUAUUGCGAUAUUUCCGAUGAAAUGCAUAACAAAGUGAUACUACUGUUAGGCGAAUGCUUUUCCCCUAAAGUAACGCAAAAUUCAGAACAGGAGUCGCUUAAGAAGUUAUUGUCUAAUAUUAAGACUCAUAUGAGAAAGAAAGGAGUGAAACAACAAAAUGCGCUUCAAAUGGCAAAACACGCGAUCAAAGAGUUAGAUCUGAUUCUCAAUUUUGCCGAAAAGUUGAGUAAUUUAAAUAAAUUCUCUGUAAGAAUAUCACCGGCUUUUGUAAUUAGCGGCUCUUCGUGUGUACUCUAUUCGGGAAUAAUCUUUCAAUUGGAAAGAGAAGUGAAACACAAAAAGUUGCCCCAAAGAAGCGUUAUAGCAGUUGGCGGUCGUUAUGACCGAUUAAUUGCGAGUUUUGACACUUUAAGUAAAAAUAGUGACAAACACUUUGCGGCCAAAGGAGGUGUCGGUCUGAGCAUUGAAUUCGAGAAAAUAAUGAAAUGUGUUUUAGAAGAAGAAAUGAAAACAAAAUCAACGUUCGGAUCAGUUAUCGAUGUAGUCAUCUGUUCCCUAACUAAUGAGAAAUCAGAAUCCAUUCUUAAAGAGUUGGGUUCCGUUACUAAAGAAUUCUGGAAUUCGGGAAUCAAAGCAUUUUGUUUUCCCGAAGAUUUGCCCAAAAAUAUUGAUGAAUUGCACGCCUUCUGCAAAGAGAACUCAGUUCGAUAUGCAGUCGUUAUUAAAGAGACCUUUGAUUCAAAUCAAACAAACUUUCAUCAAAUGAGUGCCAAACUGUUUGCUUACGAAAAGGAGCGGUUCAUCGAUAAAAAGGGUGGACCCGUCUCUGAUAUUGUCGAAUAUGUCACUCGAAGUUUAUUGUCGUUGAAAAGUGAUUCCAACAGCGCCUCCAAUAGCGCCAACUCUGACCAGACAAUGAUUCCCAGAAGCGAUAGUAAUAAAGUGAUUAACAAUCAAUCCAUGUAUUCAAAUGAUGGCAAUUAUACGCAAACCUCUGCCAUCGCUUCCAAUAUAAAAGUCACUUUCAUUUGCGAACGAUUGCAACCAAUAGUGAAGAAAAGACACGAAAAGGAUAUAAUCUCUCAGUUAUCGACGGCUUUGAAUUUUGUAAUGAAUAAUACAAUAAUAGAGGUGUUGGCAGUGGAUGUGCCCUUCCGAGUGAUAAAAGCCAUUUGUGCCGAAAUCGAGUUGAAUGUUGACAACGAAAACGAGCCGAAGAGCGCGUUUGAGAAGAGCGUCCAAUCGAUAACAGACAAGCAUUUGCGACACAGGAAACACAUUCAACACAUAACCGACGCUCUCUAUGAAUACAAAAUUCACGAGAAGAUAAUCGACUACAUAAGCGAUUAUUGCGGACUUUUAAAGGGAUCGACCGUUCAGUUGGCGGCUAAUGUGAAGCCGUCGGUCGCUCUCUUCAAACUGAAACGCGAAACAUAUAAACCAAACCUCGACUGCGAAGUGACGGUCAGAGCGCCGCCUAAUUAUGGUCUCAUUGCAUACGUCAAGAGAAUUAAACUCAGAAAAUUUUACGCCUAUGAAGACUCGCUGGAAGUGAUAUCAGAUAAUAAUAAUACUUCUUAUAAAUGGUUGGGAAAUAACGAGGAAAUGCAUCCGAAAAUGCGAACCUAA